AAUACUUAGGUUGAGAUGGAGGAAGAUACUAUUUAAUUAAUUAUUGUUUUUAAUAUUUUUAUUAAUGUUUUACUUUCCACUGCUUGACCUAAUUGUGCUUAGAAGAUAUCAAUUUGGUGGGAUAUGGUAUUUUCCAAUUUGGCGCCAAAAUGUGUUUUCAUUGCUGUGAAGCCCUGGUCGAAAUGCAUCUUGCAAAAAAGUAGCAAAAAAUGAGUCUAGAAAACCGCGGGGCCUUUAUUGUAUUCGAAGGAUGCGAUCGCAUUGGAAAAACUACACAAUGCCGGCUGUUAGUUGAGCUCCUGAAAUCGAGGGACAUUCCCGUUCUGCCCAUGCAUUUUCCGGAGCGCAGUUCCCACAUUGGCCAGGUGAUAAACUCCUAUCUGACUAACAGCAAGGAUCUGCCGGACGAGGUAAUCCACUUGAUGUUCUCCGCCAAUCGCUGGGAGCACAUGAACCAGAUAAAGCAGAAGCUCCUUGAGGGCAAUACACUGGUGGUGGAUCGAUAUUCCUACUCUGGAGUGGCCUAUAGUGCGGCCAAGGGACUGGAUUUUGACUGGUGUUAUGCCCCGGAAAGGGGGCUCCUGAAACCAGAUGCAGUUUUCUACCUGAGAGCACCCGCAGAUGACCUCACGAAUCGCGGGGAAUACGGCAAGGAGCGUUAUGAGAAAGUGGAAUUCCAGGGGCGUGUGGCAAAGGUUUUCGAUCAGAUUUGCGCCAAGGAGGCCAACUAUUGGCACCAGCUCGAUGCCAGCCAGUCCGCGGAGGAUUUGCAUGCCCAGGUAGCUGACAUUGCAGUGAAACUUGUCCACAGAGUGGCCACACAAGACCUCGAUAAGUUAUAUUAGCAACGAGCCAGGCAUCGCCAUUCAUUAGAGGGGAUUUACCUUGAUUUAUGCAAUACACGAGUGUUUGUUAUAAAUGUUUUUAAA
Molecule: messenger RNA, 929 nt
Organism: Drosophila rhopaloa
Lineage: Eukaryota; Metazoa; Arthropoda; Insecta; Diptera; Drosophilidae
Product: thymidylate kinase
Exons: 3
Coding region: 210-845 (211 amino acids)
Biological process (GO): dTTP biosynthetic process; dTDP biosynthetic process; dUDP biosynthetic process
Cellular component (GO): cytoplasm; mitochondrion; nucleus
Molecular function (GO): dTMP kinase activity; ATP binding
Source: RefSeq, a predicted model, not a curated record